Molecule: messenger RNA, 702 nt
Organism: Nematostella vectensis (starlet sea anemone)
Lineage: Eukaryota; Metazoa; Cnidaria; Anthozoa; Actiniaria; Edwardsiidae
Product: NACHT, LRR and PYD domains-containing protein 12-like
Exons: 3
Coding region: 1-702 (233 amino acids)
Molecular function (GO): protein binding
Source: RefSeq, a predicted model, not a curated record
AUGGAGGCUAAAGCAUUGCUGCAGGGUAAACUUGAAGGAAUGGACUUAAAUAUAGUUGACUUUUCCAAAUGUGGACUUGGACCCGCUGACAUGUCUGCUGUUGUGAAUGUAUUGAAGCAUGCACCUAACCUCAAUACACUAUUAAUAACCCAUAAUGAUAUUGGUUUGUUUGGCUGUAAGGAAGUUCUAACAUUGUUGCAGAAUUUUGGCAAUAAACUUACUAAAUUGGACCUCACAUUCAACAGCAUAGGAGAUGAAGAAGCAAAGUACAUAUGUGAGGCACUUAGACAUGAGAAUUGUAAACUUACUCAAUUGGACCUUACAACCAACAACAUAGGAGAUGAAGAAGCAAAGUACAUAUGUGAGGCACUUAGACAUGAGAAUUGUAAACUUACUCAUUUGAACAUGAGUGAUAACUAUAUGGGAGAUGAAGGAGCAAAGUACAUAGGGAAUGAAGGAGCAAAGUACAUUGGUGAGGUACUUAGUCAUGAGAAUUGUAAACUUACUCAUUUGAACAUCAGCAAUAAUAAUAUAGGAGAUGAAGGAGAAAAGUACAUAUGUGAGGAACUUAGACAUGAGAAUUGUAAACUUACUCAGUUGGACAUCAGCUUUAAUUAUAUAGGGGAUGAAGAAGCAAAGUACAUAGAAAAAGUGGUAUUUCUAACGUCUGAGCAGUUCAGGGAUUUCGCGAUACUUGUAUAG